CGCUAUCUGCACUCUGCUGCAGUAGAGCAGCUUAGGAACGGGUAAAAACUUUGCCGCAAAUGCCUCCCUUUCCUUCUUCGCUGCUGAAUCCGCGCCUCAGUUUCUCCCUUAAACCUUUGUUCCUUUUCAUUCAGUCCUCUAUUGCGCCUCUACAAUUCCCAGUCCCGAGGCAAUUGAUCUCCGCAAAACCAAGAAACUUCUCUUCCUUAGCUUCGGUUCAGUCGUCCGCAAUAGACAAUGGCGGCAGCAGCAGCGGCGGCGGCGGAGGCAGGUCCGGCGCACUAUCUCCGCCUCCAGUGGCGGAGGAAUUUCAGAGAAUCGAUGUGAAUCCACCUAAAGGGACUCGCGACUUCCCUCCUGAAGAUAUGCGACUCCGUAAUUGGCUCUUCAACCAUUUCAGAGAGGUUUCCCGGUUGUUUGGAUUCGAAGAGGUUGAUUAUCCAGUGCUAGAAUCAGAGGCUCUGUUCAUUAGGAAGGCAGGGGAGGAGAUUAGAGAUCAGUUGUAUUGUUUUGAAGAUCGGGGAAAUCGUCGUGUUGCAUUGAGGCCUGAGCUCACACCUUCUCUAGCAAGGCUGGUGAUACAGAAAGGAAAAUCUUUAUCCCUUCCAUUGAAGUGGUUUGCUGUUGGUCAGUGUUGGAGGUAUGAGAGAAUGACAAGGGGACGACGCCGUGAGCACUAUCAAUGGAAUAUGGAUAUUCUUGGUGUACCCGAAGUUACGGCUGAGGCAGAACUUAUUUCUUCCAUUGUCACUUUCUUCAAGAGAAUUGGAAUCUCGGAGUCAGAUGUUGGCUUUAAGGUUUCAAGCCGAAAGGUAUUGCAAGAAGUAUUAAGGUGCUACUCGGUACCUGAAAAUUUGUUUGGCAAGGUCUGCAUUGUCAUUGACAAGAUUGAAAAGAUUCCGAUAGAUGAGAUUAAGAGAGAGUUGAAGGCUACUGGGUUAUCGGAAGAGGCUAUUGAGGAACUAUUGCAAGUUCUUUCCAUAAAGUCAUUGACAAAGUUGGAAGGUUUACCCUAUAUGAAGGCAGUUUAAACAAAUGUCAUUUCCAGCUUCAGGUUUUUCUCUACCAUAUAUCUGGUUGAACUGUUAGCUAAUUGGUCUAGUUGACCUUCUACAUGUCUCUUAUUAUGUCAUAUUUCUAAUGGGAUGUUGUGUCACAAAUUGAUGCUAUUGACUUCGACAGAAUCUCUCUCUCUCUCUCUC
This is a messenger RNA of Theobroma cacao (cacao), 1202 nucleotides long. The record is from RefSeq and is a predicted model, not a curated record. Lineage: Eukaryota; Viridiplantae; Streptophyta; Magnoliopsida; Malvales; Malvaceae.